AUGUUCCAUGGAACAUAUGCAUUAAUCCGAAGGAUGAUUAGGAAAGGUGAGGUACCAGACAAGAGGACAUACACAGUUCUGGUGAAUGGAUGGUGUUCCUCCAGGAAGAUGAAUGAAGCGCAAGACUUCUUAGAGGACAUGAGUAAGAAAGGGUUUAAUCCUCCGGUUAGAGGUCGAGAUUUGUUGAUAGAAGGUUUGUUGAAUGUAGGUUAUCUUGAAUCAGCCAAGAAAAUGGUAAGAAGAAUGACCAAGGAAGGGUUUGUGCCUGACAUUGCUACAUUUAAUUCUUUAGUGGAAACAAUCUGUAAAACUAAGGAGAUUGAUUUCUACAUCGAUAUGUAUCAUAUUGUUUGUAAAUUGGGGCUUUGUCCGGAUAUUAAUAGUUACAAAAUAUUGAUACCUGCGACUUCAAAAGUCGGUAGGAUUGACGAGGCAUUUAGACUUUUAAAUAAUUCAAUUGAACAAGGUUAUAAGCCAUUCCCUAGUUUGUAUGCACCUAUAAUCAAAGGCUUGUGUAGGAAAAGAUUUGUAGAGGCAGCAAAUUAUUUGGUGGAGAUGAUUGAGCUGUGA
Gossypium arboreum is the source of this 570-nucleotide messenger RNA. Its product is annotated as pentatricopeptide repeat-containing protein At5g18390, mitochondrial-like. Bases 1 to 570 code for a protein of 189 amino acids. Lineage: Eukaryota; Viridiplantae; Streptophyta; Magnoliopsida; Malvales; Malvaceae. The transcript is spliced from 2 exons. The record is from RefSeq and is a predicted model, not a curated record. Gene Ontology annotation, molecular function: protein binding.